GCGUCAAAGUCAGUGACGUUUCUGACGUUUGUAAAUGGCAACCACCCCGUUGUCAUUUACGAAUCGUUUAUAGAUUUUUUACAAAUAAAUUUAAUAAAAAUGAGUACGAAGACAGAAAAAGACAAGACGAAACAAUUACAGGACAAAUGUCAGUCGGUUCUGAACGGUCUCCUCCGGGACGAAGACAACAAAUAUUGCGUGGACUGCGACUCUAAAGGUCCGCGAUGGGCUUCCUGGAACAUCGGGGUGUUCCUCUGCAUACGCUGCGCGGGGAUCCACCGAAACCUAGGGGUCCACAUCUCCAAAGUAAAGUCGGUCAAUUUGGACACGUGGACCCCCGAACAGGUGGUUUCCCUCCAACAAAUGGGUAAUUCCCGCGCUAGGGCCGUAUACGAGGCGAACCUCCCCGACAAUUUCCGACGCCCCCAAAACGAUUCGAGCCUCGAAUCGUUCAUACGAGCAAAAUAUGAACACAAGAAGUACAUCGCGCGGGAAUGGGUGCCCCCAGCCUUACCCAAAGUCAACUGGGAGAAGGAAAUUGACGAAGAAAUCGAAAAACAGAAACGAAAAAAGAAAACAGUUGUUGAGAAAAAGCCCAUUACAAACGUCGAAGUGCCCCAAUUGCCCAAACCGAAGAACCCCAGCCCCAAACCAGGCCGUCUCUCGAACCCCUCCAAAGAAAACGACUUGCUAGGUCUCCAAAAUGGGGAGGAUUCCUUCACUGGGUUUCUAUCAGCACCUCCCGAAGAAACGAAGAAAGUGGAGGAAGACAAAGCUGCGAAAAGUGAAGAAGAGAGUUUCUUCAACCAGACGGCCCCCACAGAGAAGGAGAAAGUCAAAUUGACGAAAGACAGUAUUUUAGCACUUUAUAGUAACACGCCCAGCUUUAGCCAGUUGCCUUACCAGGGAAAUUACCCGGCGACUUUCGGGGGGUUCCCCCAGCAGCCUGUGGGGCAGUUUGCGCAAUGGGGGCAGUUCCCGGUGCAGGGGCAGGUCCCUGCCGCUGCUCCCGUGGCGCAGUUUCCGCCCGCUUUUCCUAAUCAAUUUCCGGCACAGUUCCAACAAGGGGUGAAUCCCCCAGCUGGUCAAACGCCCAAUCCGUUUUUCGCAAAUCAGAACGGUUUGCAACAACAGUUUGGCAAUUUGAGCUUAAAUAAUCAGCCAGCUGCCACCAAUAUAUGGCCGUGAAAUAACUUAAUAAAUAUUUAACUUAUGUCUCAGUUCUUUUCUCCUAUUUUGUUGCUCACUAUGUCUAGUGAUAUUAUUAUGGAAAGUGUCUAUUUUUUUAUUGUUUUUUUUUUUGGUGAGUUAAUGAGCACACUGUGUUUUUGUCCGAUUUGUAAAUUAACUACGAAACGUUUUAUUGGGUGUUGCAAUAUUUUUACAUGAGGGUUUAUUCUAAAUGAAAUUAUUAAGUGCAAAAUUGUAUAAACAAUGUAAUGUUAAAUGUUCCGAAAGUUUUGCAGUUUUUUCCUCUACCUCUAAGACUGUUGCAGGUUUUACGUUAUGUAAGUUUGACACGAAAUGUACUACUACUUUUUUAAUUGAAAAAAUGUAAACAUUUUUAUUGCUUAUAUAUGUUGUAAGUAAAUUUAUGUCAAAGAAUACAAAUAAAUUCAUUUAAAAUUA
Messenger RNA from Tribolium castaneum (red flour beetle), 1629 nucleotides. Its product is annotated as stromal membrane-associated protein 1. Gene Ontology annotation, cellular component: cytoplasm. The transcript has 2 exons. Gene Ontology annotation, molecular function: GTPase activator activity; metal ion binding. The record is from RefSeq and is a predicted model, not a curated record. NCBI's taxonomy places the organism in Eukaryota, Metazoa, Arthropoda, Insecta, Coleoptera, Tenebrionidae. Bases 100 to 1188 code for a protein of 362 amino acids.